Messenger RNA from Culex pipiens pallens (northern house mosquito), 1793 nucleotides. RefSeq names its product synembryn (gene ric8a). The record is from RefSeq and is a predicted model, not a curated record. The coding region runs from base 120 to 1742 and encodes 540 amino acids. Gene Ontology annotation, cellular component: cytoplasm. Gene Ontology annotation, molecular function: G-protein alpha-subunit binding; guanyl-nucleotide exchange factor activity. Lineage: Eukaryota; Metazoa; Arthropoda; Insecta; Diptera; Culicidae. The transcript has 2 exons. Gene Ontology annotation, biological process: G protein-coupled receptor signaling pathway.
GACAGUUUGCGAACAAAACAACAAAAGUAAUUUUCGCACGACCGCAGCAGCAGCGCAAAUUUUUCACCUGAAAGAACUUUGUUAAUCAAAAUUAAUUAAAUUAAGCAGUGUGUGGUGGCAUGGACAACGAAACGCUAAAUCGGCUGCUCGGCAACCAGCCGGAACUGAAGGAAGCGCUGGUCCAGUUCAACAAGCAGCACCAGCAAUGCUUCAACUUUACCCACUUGACGACGAGCGGCCAGUGGACGCUGCUGUGGAAUCGAUUCUUCGACUAUCUGACCGAUCCGGAGAUGGCGGAAUAUCGGGAGGACUGUUUGGUGGCGAUAAAGUUGCUCAGUCGGGAUCGGACGUACUUGAACGAGACGGUCGCGGUGGACCAGCUGGACUGUUUGCUGGGGUUGGCCGGGAUUGGGGAGGUUGGGGGUGGUGGCGGCGGGGUUUGGGACGCGACGGAGGAGGUCCAGGUCGAGGCGCUCAAGUGUUUGAGCAAUUUGAUUUUUCAGAGCAAAAAGUGCCAGGAGUUUUGCUUGGGGAACGCGUCGACGGAGGGGAUUCUGCGGCGGGUCAAGAUGUACAAGGACGGGAACGUGUGCUACGACAUCCGGUUCUUCGACAUGAAGCUGCUGUUUCUGCUGACGGCGAUCAACUGUGAUAUUCGGAGCAAGGUGCGGGAAGAUCUGCACGGGCUGACGUAUUUGGUGGAGACUUUGGAUUUGUUUAUGGGGGAGGCCGCGGAGAACAAGGAGUUUAAUGACAAAGAUCUGGAGCUGGUGAACGAAGUGCUCAAGGUGCUGUUCAACCUGACCGUGCGGACGCCGUUGAAUGCCGUUCCGGAGGAGGACGAAGCGAACCAGUUUCACCGGUUGGCGAUGGUCAUCCACGAUCUGUUUUUCUAUCGUACGUUGAACCGUGACAAAAUUGUCUCCCUGCAGUCGAACAUCAUCAACCUGCUGACCAGCGUACCGGUUAGCUGCUACACGGAGCUGGUUUCGCCGUUGAAUUUGUGCGACCCGGACAGCAAAACCGUGGUUCCGUUCGAGGAGCGGAACGUGUACGUCCUGCAGGUUCUCGUGGACUUUUUGGGCAGGCAGUUUCACAAAUCCGAGAAGAAGUCGGACCAGUUUGAGCUGCUGUCGCCGAUCUUGACCGUGUUGAUCAAGGUGAUUCGUGCUUCCGGGUUGAAUCGACGGUACGUCCGGUCGGUCAUUCUUCCUCCGCUGGUGGACGUCAAGGAACGACCGGAGAUUGGCACGGAGCUGCGAAACUAUCUUUGUUCCUUGCUCACAAGUCCGUGCACUCAAAUCGCCGAUCUGUCCGCCGAGUUGUUGUUCGUCCUGUGCAAGGAAAACGUUGGCCGCAUGAUCAAGUACACCGGCUACGGGAACGCCGCCGGCCUCUUCGCGAACCGAGGUCUCCUUGGAGGACGCCAGGGCAACACGCAAGAGUAUUCGUCCGACUCCGAGGACAGCGACACCGAAGAGUACAAGCAAAUGCAGCACGGCAUCAACCCGGUGCUCGGUUGUUACGAACCACCCAAGCCAAACCCGCUCGAGGGCAUGUCCGACGAGCAGAAAGAGUACGAAGCGAUGCAGCUGGUCGCGCUCAUGGACCAACUCCAGCGGCAGGGCAUCGUCCAGGCGUGCAAGAUCGGCGAAGACGGCCGACCCCAGCCGGUUGACCACAUCCUAGAACUCCAAGACGAAAUUCCCGAACAGCAGCGAGACCACAAGCGGAAGUCCUAGACGCCGCAGGCGCGACUUCCGGAGGUGCCAUUCGAUUCCAAAAAAAACAAA